Molecule: messenger RNA, 999 nt
Organism: Sporothrix schenckii 1099-18
Lineage: Eukaryota; Fungi; Ascomycota; Sordariomycetes; Ophiostomatales; Ophiostomataceae
Exons: 3
Coding region: 1-999 (332 amino acids)
Source: RefSeq, a predicted model, not a curated record
AUGACGACGACCUUAAGCUCGGUUUGUGCAGCAUCCCGGCCCUCAGCGGCCACGCUGCGUCACUUGUCAAGGACUGCGGCCGCAACAGCCACUUCACAGCCGCCACGACGCACCUUGCUGCUGGCCAACAGACCACCCUCUCCUUCUCCGUCCGCAGCUUCGACCGCAACAGCCACUUCCCCGUCCUCGUCACAACCGCUCACAACCCUUCCCGAGGCUCACUCUCGCAAUAUGCCUGAGGUCUGGUUCAGUGCGACGUUUCCAUCACGAUCAGACGGCAUCAGCAGUCUUGGAACACAGCCGGGCGGCAAACCACCUGACGAGCGGACCGUCAAGCUUGGCAAGACUCUACGCAUACUCCAAGAACGACUACCGACCCUUCUCCAGUCACCGCUUCCGUCGGAGAUUCUCGCGCCCACAAUCUCGCUGCACCUCUUCCCCUCGACUCACCCGCAUCUACCCGUCGUCUCCGGCCGCGUCGCGUACAUUGCCGCCCUCUGGACAUCGCCGCUCGCGUGGAACCGUGUGCCUCUGGUGGGCAACGUCAAGCUCGAAAUCUUGUCGGAGCGCAUGACCAAGCAGCCAUUGCAGCUUCACUCGGCCGCUGCGCGUCGCGCCGGUGCCAGUGACGAACAACUCGUCGUGCGGUGGCGGACCAUUGGCAAGGGCGGCGACAUGUCGCUGCCGCCGCAGCCGAACGGCGGGUCGCCUGGGGCCACCGCCAACAAGGCACCCGUGGGCACAAGCCAGGCCGUGGGGGACCCAAAAGAGUUUACGGGCCUGUUCAUCUUUGAGUUUGACGGCGUGGGCCGCAUUUUGAGCCACACAAUCGAACACGUUGCCGAGGGCGGCGACUGGGAGCGCAGCGUCGGCGCGCGGUUUGUCGGCCUGACGGACUGGCUGCUAGGCGGGAUCAAGGGCGGCGGCAGCGGAGAGAACACGCCGCUGCCGGCCUUUGAGAUGCAGGACCCGCGGAAGAUACGGCGAGGAGUCUGUUAA